AUGGCGGCGGCGUUGCCGAUAGUAGUCUUCAAUUUUCACAGCGGGAUCUAUGUCCCCGCUGUGGAUCCUGCCAUGAUAGUGACGACGGUCCGCCAGAGAGCGGUUAGCCGCUUGAAAAGACUCUUCCCGCAACUAUUCGUUCUAUCAAAUUCGGGUCCCUGCAACCUUCCCCUGGAGAUUAUCCUUAUGAUCGCAGAAUAUCUCAACAAACGCGCCCUAAAAGACACAGAUCCGCGCUUCUGUGUCCUAUCAUCUUGCUAUAUACCUUACCAUUAUGUGCGCUUAGUCAUGAACCGACAUGUCUUCGGACCUGAACAUGGCUUGCCUCUUCAGACGCUCAGUAAACGAAAUAAUUACACAGAUCACAAGUAUGGAGUCGAACGCUCAAUAUCGCAGCAUGCACGCAUCUUUAGCGAUGAACUUCUAGUACUGACAGCCGUAUCCAUGACGCAGCUCAGAGGUGAUUUGGUAUUACUUAGAAGCUACGUCGAAUUUUGUGGGGGUUCAAUCUGCCAACACCUCACCAUUUCGCAAGGAUCUCCUGACUGCAUUCCCAUACAGUUUGAUGAGCUUCCUAAGAAGGGAAACGCAUCAGGUCCAUUCCCGGUCUACAGGCCUAUGUACGGGUCCUGUAAUUGGUUUUUAACAUAUUACAGCAUCAAUAUAACUUGGCAAGGUGUGGGAAACGGAUAUAGCAUCGGUGUACUAUGGCGUACGAUGGCGACGCGGGAUCUGAUUGAAAAAAGUAGAUCAGCUUAUUCGCCACAAAACCCACCUGGGAGUAUUAGAGGCAAAUGGAAUGAGGCUGGUGGUGUAGAAGAGAUCACUGGUGGCAAAUGGCGGAGAGCCUUACGAGCAGCUGGGUUGGGUUAG
Bipolaris oryzae ATCC 44560 is the source of this 873-nucleotide messenger RNA. RefSeq lists its product as uncharacterized. The transcript is spliced from 3 exons. The record is from RefSeq and is a predicted model, not a curated record. NCBI's taxonomy places the organism in Eukaryota, Fungi, Ascomycota, Dothideomycetes, Pleosporales, Pleosporaceae. The coding region runs from base 1 to 873 and encodes 290 amino acids.